CGAAUCCUUCAUUGUUAAAUUGAUGUCUGCAUUCUGGCAGCUCGUCUUAGCAGUUGCUUGCGUCUCAAACCUUACUUUGGGCUCCAAUGUCAUUCACAACAGAAGCGAAAAAAACAAAUUUAAUGAUCAAACCUCACACUGGGAAAUAAAUUAUGACAAAAAUGUCCCCUACUCACCUACGGGAGAUAAUACUGAGCUCCUCUACUCGGCCCUUCCCAAGAAAGCAAGACUCGCAUCAUACAAGCACUCCUUGAAAACUGCAACUCCAAGCAAACAAUGGCCCCUGGCACCACCCAACAGAUUAAAUUUUUCGACUGACUCUUCACAUGUAGUACACUUUGAAAGUGACUUCUCAUCACAAAUCAAUGACGACUCUAGCGGAUUUUUCAAUGUAUCUUAUUUUGGGAAUACCUCAUUAGCAAUUGCGCCUCUGAACAAGCUUCGACAUGACACUUCCAACUAUGAUGCAUCCGAAGCUGCACGUCAUCGACAGCUGUUACGGCAUACCCUGGAGGGUCUGAGUUCACUAAUGUUGAAAUUAAACAUUAUAGGCAAAUGCUCAGUCUUCACAGUUGAUGAAGUUAAGAACUCAACAACAGAAAUAAUUGAUCAUAUUUUCGUAAAACGUACAGAAAAUGACAUUAACAGUUCCAACAACAUUUGGAAAACAAGGAAACAUCCAGUGCGCAGGGCAUUGAGUAGAUUAGUAACAGCUAAUUGGAAUGAAAUGGAAAGUUGCGAUCAUAGCAUUACCAUCUUGUCAAUGAGAGAGCAAUACGAAGCAAUCAUCAACAAACUAGACGACGAUUUAAAAGCUUUCUUUUUCAAGCAGAUUCAUCCAUUAUUUCAGUACAUGGAGUCGGGAGGUUAUACAAAUUUUGAAAAGCUAAUGCCGAUUGCUCAUUUUAUUUGCGAGAAAACUCUUUCCCUGAAAGACUCAGAAGCAGAGCAGUGCGAAGAAGACUUUUUGUCACUUACAACCAAAGUCUUAGGUGAGAACUUUAAU
Messenger RNA from Hyalella azteca, 1006 nucleotides. RefSeq lists its product as uncharacterized. Lineage: Eukaryota; Metazoa; Arthropoda; Malacostraca; Amphipoda; Hyalellidae. The record is from RefSeq and is a predicted model, not a curated record.